Molecule: messenger RNA, 4677 nt
Organism: Coregonus clupeaformis (lake whitefish)
Lineage: Eukaryota; Metazoa; Chordata; Actinopteri; Salmoniformes; Salmonidae
Product: E3 ubiquitin-protein ligase RLIM
Exons: 4
Coding region: 204-2627 (807 amino acids)
Biological process (GO): random inactivation of X chromosome; protein ubiquitination; ubiquitin-dependent protein catabolic process
Cellular component (GO): cytoplasm; nucleoplasm
Molecular function (GO): ubiquitin protein ligase activity
Source: RefSeq, a predicted model, not a curated record
GGAAGAUCCCUGUACAAUGAUGGAGAAAAUGGAAUCCUGAGACCGUCCCCAACUAUUCAAGCGAAUUUGUGAGAAUAAAACUACGAAAGUCCAAGAUAACGAAUAACGACACAAAUACAAGACAGAUUAUCCAUAGCAGCUGGAUCGUGGUGACUCAGCGAUAGACAGCGUUUAUCUCCCGACUUCAUUCUCUUCGACACCUGAUGGAGGGCUCCGACAGUUCCGAGCCGGGCGCCAGUGACCAACCAGAGGCCCAGCGCAGGCGGCAGCGGGCCCGGCUAGACCGGGAGGAGGCCUUCUACCAGUUUGUCAACAACCUGAGUGAGGCGGACUACCGGCUAAUGAGAGACAACAACCUGCUGGGUACCCCAGGUGAGAUCACAGCGGAGGAGUUGUUGAGUCGGCUGCAGCAGAUUAAGGAUGGGCCAGAGCAGCCGCAGCCUAGCAUCAACAGCACUGAGACUGGAGAAGGAGAACCGGCAGAAGGUCCAGAGGACCCGUCUAACGGCGACACCCUCUUAGAUUGGCUGAACACCGUCAGGCGGACAGGCAACACCACCCGCAGUGGUCACCGAGGCAACCAGUCGUGGCGAGCGGUGAGCCGGACCAACCCAAACAGCGGAGACUUCCGGUUCAGUCUGGAGAUCAACGUUAACCGUAACCUGGCCGAGCAGCAGGCCCGCGCCGAGGGGGAGACAUUGGAGGGGGAGGGGGAGGCUCAGGAGGAAGCCCCAGCAGGAGCACCUGGCAAUGGGGUGGAGGCAGGUGUCGGAGUGGAGGUCCAGCCUGAGGCAGGGACGGAGGCAGGGACGGAGGCAGGGACGGAGGCAGGGACGGAGGCAGGGACGGAGGCAGGGACGGAGGCAGGGACGGAGGCAGGGACGGAGGCAGGGACGGAGGCAGGGACUGAGGUGCCCAUGGAGACAGGAGAGGUGCUCAUGGAGACAGGAGAGGUGCUGGAGGAACCAGUUGUGGAGGAGCUGGCUGUCAUAGUGGAACCAGAAGCGGAGAUGGAGCCAGAGGCUGAAGUAGAAGCAGAGAUGGUACCAGAGUUAGUAGUAGAGGUGGUCCCACAGCCCCCCAGCCCUGCCGCCACCACCCCUCCUGUCUCCAGCCCUGCCACCACCACCCCUCCUGUCUCCAGCCCUGCCACCACCACCCCUCCUGUCUCCAGCCCUGCCACCACCACCCCUCCUGUCUCCAGCCCUGCCACCACCACCCCUCCUGUCUCCAGCCCUGCCACCACCACCCCUCCUGUCUCCAGCCCUGCCACCACCACCCCUCCUGUCUCCAGCCCUGCCACCACCACCCCUCCGGUCUCCAGACCAGCCAGUCCCGUGGUGCAGGCCAUCCCGGCCCCAGCCACUCCCAGCCCCCCCCCUGAGGAGCCUCCGCGACGGGGUCAGAGACGAGCCCGCAGCCGUAGCCCCGAGCAGCGCCGGACCAGGGCUCGCACCACACGGAGCCGUUCCCCUCUCACCCUGGACCACCUGGACGGCCUCCCCCACCAUGUACCCACCGUCGCCCCCUCACACAGCCCCGCCUCCCCGCCCCCUCAGGCCGCUGCAGAGGGAAGCUCACGGACUCGACAGCACGUUCCGUUCCGGCAGAGCACCGCAGACUAUGAGGCCCAGUCAGCCGGAACAGGGUUUGACACAGGGUCUGGGACCACCCCAGAGCCCCCUACCGCCCCACCCCAGGAGGGAGCAGCAGGACCACGCCCCCCCACCAUCAUGCUGGACCUGCAGGUGCGUCGCGUGCGUCCAGGUGAGUACCGCCAGAGGGACAGCAUUGCUAACAGAACCCGCUCACGCUCCCAGAACUCCAACAACACCUUCCUGUACGAGAGUGAGAGGGGGGGAUUCCGCAGGACCUUCUCCCGGUCAGAGCGUGCAGGUGUGAGGACAUACGUCAGCACCAUCCGGAUCCCCAUCAGGAGGAUCAGUGACGCAGGGCUGGGAGAGGCCACCUCUAUGGCUCUACAGACCAUGAUACGACAGAUCAUGACCGGCUUCGGAGAGCUCAGCUACUUCAUGGACUCAGACUCGGACUCCUCGGACUCAAACCGUGGCGCCGGUAACCCCACCGGCGCUGCCGACCUGGCCGAGGCGCUCAACACUCCCGAGGGGGGAGUAGCCGGCAUGGCGGUGGGGGCGGAGCCUCCUGUCUCCGUGGGCGGGCCUAGUGUGGGAGGAGCCGGGGAGGCAAGGACAGAGGAGAGGGAGGGGGAGGAGGGGGUUGGUCUAGGUCUGGCCCCAGGGAUAGGUUUAGGGGUGGGGGGUAGAGCUCGGCCCCGCGCCCCCAUCAGUCUGGAGGAACCAGGGUCACUGCCCUUCCUCCGCCUUGCUCACUUCUUCCUCCUGAAUGAUGAGGAUGAGGAACAGCCCAGAGGACUCACCAAGGAGCAGAUCGACAACCUCUCCACCAGGAACUUUGGGGAGAGUGAUGCUCUGAAGACCUGCAGUGUGUGUAUCACAGAGUAUGCUGAGGGGAACAAGUUGAGGAAGUUACCCUGUUCCCAUGAGUACCAUGUUCACUGUAUCGACCGCUGGCUGUCUGAGAACUCCACCUGUCCCAUCUGCCGCAGGGCCGUGCUGGUGUCUGCUAACCGGGAGAGUGUGGUCUAACCGGCAGGGUCAGAGGUCAGGGGUCACCGGGCCAGGCGGCCAACCACUGCUCCCGACGGACAGCUCCAGUGUAUAACACCGUUUCAGUUCUGCAGGCCUUUCUCCUAGUCAGGCCAUUUACAUUGUUCCGGUUUUCUUUUUAAGCCAUCAGUGAGUUUUUAUCCAACUGACAUGCCGGUGUUUGGACAGACAGACGGAAAGUCAGACAGAGAGACGGACUGACAGGAAGGAAGGAAGUGUCCUUAUAGACUCUGUAGGAAGAGACAUGAGAAAGAGAUGCCACUGUCCCCUGUUGGCCAACAGACCCCACUCUCCCUUACCUGUCUUACCCCAAAAGGGACUCCACUGUCCCCACCUGACCCUGCUCUCCACCUGAAAGACUAACUGCAUUUAUCAAUACUCUGGAACGGCUCACAGACUGUCAGUGUGUCAAAGCUUGCUGAAUUAGUUUUUAAGUUAAAAAUGUAGAAUGUUGUACAGUCUUUAAUGGGGAGAACACAAGAUGUGACGGACUUGGAUUCAGUUUGGAAUUCUUAGCUAUCAGUUUAUUUGGAAUCGUAUUGCAUCAUAUUCAGGACAUCGGACCAAUAGUACUGAUUAUUGAUUAUGAAUUGUGUUGAAGCGUCGUUGAGAUGGGAUGUGGGCAUUUAGUCUAACUCCAGCCCAUCACAUGCCCUCUGACAGUGUUUCAUCAUGACCUGGCCUUUAUCCACAAAGCAUCUCCCAGUAGGACUGCUCAUCUAGGAUCAGGCCAUAUAAUCUGAUUCAUUAUGACCAACUGAUCCUAAAUCAGCUUUGUGGAUCCGGGCCCUGAAUGAUAAUCAAGCUCCUAGUGAAUCUAACCCUGUGAUGUCACCAUGACAACCUGUUGGUUCUGCUGCAAUAUCACCAGGAAGUGAACAGACGGCUGCAUUAUGGCUCCGUCCCAAACGCCACCCUCUACAUAUACCCUCUAGGACUCUGAUCUGAAGUAGUGCUCGAUAUAGGGAAUAAGGCCAUCUGGGAAUCACUUUGAUGGUUUCCAUGUGUUGUUGCAUGAAGGAUCUGGAUUUAGACCCCGGCCAGGCCAGGUUAGACCCAGGCCAGGUUAGAGCCAGGCCAGGUUAGAGCCAGGCUAAGUUAGACCCAGGCCAGGUUAGACCCAGGCCAGGUUAGACCCAGGCCAGGUUAGAGCCAGGCCAAGUUAGACCCAGGCCAAGUUAGAGCCAGGCCAGGUUAGAGCCAGGCCAGGUUAGACCCAGGCCAAGUUAGAGCCAGGCCAAGUUAGAGCCAGGCCAGGUUAGACCCAGGCCAGGUUAGAGCCAGGCCAAGUUAGAGCCAGGCCAAGUUAGAGCCAGGCCAAGUUAGAGCCAGGCCAGGUUAGACCCAGGCUAAGUUAGAGCCAGGCCAGGUUAGACCCAGGCUAAGUUAGAGCCAGGCCAGGUUAGACCCAGGCUAAGUUAGAGCCAGGCCAGGUUAGACCCAGGCUAAGUUAGAGCCAGGCCAAGUUAGACGCCGGCCAGGCCAGGUUAGACCCAGGCCAGGUUAGACCCCGGCCAGGCCUCUGUCCUCUGUCUAGGCCUAGAACGUCUAGCACCAAGAGUCUUCUUCAUAUCUGGAACACCAGUGCAAUAAUAACUACAAAGUGGAAAACCUGAAAGAAAACUAGGGAAAACAAAGCGUAAUAUUCUAAACUUGUAUAUUAUUAUUUCUAAAAUAUUGUAGACUGAAUAUUCACACUUAAAAUGAAGACUUGUUCCCUUUUUAAAAUGUGUUAAGCUUUUUAUUUUCUAGAGCUUGGUUCUUUCUGUACAUUCCGAUAGCACUAUUUCUUGGCGAGCGGUGGGACUGUAGGAUGCUAUAGGUUGGCUGUACGUGCAGACGGAGGGAGGGAGCGUUCUAUGCCAUGAUGACAUCACAUUAUUCUAUAGGUUCCAUGUGUUCUCACGGUUGCCGUCAUUACCUCCUCCCUGUAUAAAUAAAGUUUUGGGUGGUUGAAGCUCUGUUAUUGUUGAUAAUGACCAGCUGUAAAUUAAAUGUAUUCUGUCUUUCUGGCAGCGCUUCCCUACUA